AUGUUUAGCCUCAAUUCGCGUCCGCGUUCCCACUCCCAGUCCUUCCCCUCCGUUCCCUACCGUGCUCAAGAUUACUACCCUCACCCAACAGACCACAUCCAAAUCACUUCGCCCGCCUCUCCACACACGUUUGCCGCAGAACGUAAUGAUCUUUUUGCCGGUUCCUCUUCCGACAUUUGUGGAACCUCGCGUCAUUCCCAUGCUCCCUACGAUAGCAGAGAGGACUUUUCUGCGCCGACCCCAUACCAUCAGCCUUACCAUCGGGGUAAUUCGAGUCCUACGGACUUGCGUCUCCCGUCCAGUGCCACUUACCGCAGCCAAUCAGAGGAGGAUCAUCGCUCAGUCCUUCCAAAUCUGCCUCAGCUGAGCCGAGGUGAGAUAUUUACAACAUUCCACACUAAUGGCCAUGGUUCGCCUCAUGCGACUUUUCUUGCCGAACCAGAGUCCGCGUUGACCGCCCACUCAGAUCACUCGGGAGAUUCAGAAUUCUGGCCGACUGCCGUUCAGGAGCACGCUCCCGAUCCUCCUCGACCGAAGAAGGCUAGGCGUGAAAAACCGCGUAUUGAACUCGCACCCGAUCAACCCCCCACUACGCAGGGGAAGCCAAGGGCAAGGGUUUAUGUUGCCUGUUUACAGUGUCGAACACGUAAAAUACGGUGUGAUGGUGCAAAACCUGUUUGUCACAAUUGUAGUCGUCGCACAAACGCAAACAGCGAAUGCAACUACGACCCAGUUCCCAAGCGGCGUGGGCCCGAUAAGACACCUGGAGCUCGACAGCGAAUGGCGAGAGAUGCGAGGAAUGAAGUCAAUGGUGACAUUCUUUCAACGCGUCGUCGCCGCAGGACCCGUGAAAUGUCAAUAGCAGAGAACCCGCCUCAACAACACAUAGAGCAUAGGCAGACUCCCGAUUCCAAUCCAAUGCAGCUCCUGUCUAUACACCCCUCUAUAGCGAAGAUCGAGCUACCCACUGCCGAGUUAUCCCCCAUGUCGAAUCUUGUGCGUUCUUAUUCUCCGGAGUGCGGCUGCCAUGGGCUCAUUCACUGUCCUUUUAUUAUGGAAGUUGGCGGCCCUUCCGGUAGGAAGUCCUCCGCAUCUCUCUCGCCAGAUAGUGACGCAUAUGAUCUCACAACAAUGAUUCCCUCAUAUAAUGCAUCCACAACCUGUGGAAGUGAAGUCGAUGAAAGUGGGACUGAGCGAUCAAACUCGUACGCUUGUGAAAUUGCUAGCGAGCCGUCUCUUACCUUUACCCGCAAAAUUUGGUGGGAUUCUCUUCUGUCCUUGUAUCUCUCCCCCGACUAUUCUCAUCCGCAAAUCUUUACAACUUCUCAGCGAGAUGCUGCAGCCCGGACAGUCAGCGCAGAUUUGCGUUUCAUUUUCCGAGAGUCGAAUUAUUGGUUCUCGUUCUUCCAUAUCCCAAGUUUCUAUGGAAACUUUUUUGAUCCUGCGCGAAGAGAAUGGGUUCAGCCAAGUUUAGUUCUUGCUUUACUGGCGAUGUCAAUCUUUUGGCAGAGCUCAGAGAUAGGCCUGGGGAGUCCCGGCAGGGAACGUGCGCUUCGUUUUCGUGAUGAAGCGCAAAGUGCCCUGGAAGCAAGCUUCAACGCUGGGUGGAUCGACGAGACCCUGGCUCAGGCGGCGUGGUUAUUGGCUCUUUUUGAAGUUUGUGCCCAUCCCCGCCAUUCGUCUGAGCGGUCAAAAUCAGCCAUGAUAAUGCUCGAUUCUAUAAUACGUAGCCUGUCAUUGACUCUGGUCGACGCGGAUGAUCCGAGUACGUCGGUGUUUCCACCUGGUUCCGUCCCCACUGUCAGAUCACAAAAGUUUCUGCCGAGUACAGCACGGUUCUCCGACCAACCUCCCAUUCGCAUCUUACGGGAUAAUUCCUCAGCUCAACAUACCUCGCUCAAUAGCAGUCAUGGUGGAGACGACUGCUUAUGCAACUCUAUGACUCUCAGAGAGUGUUGGCCAACGUCCCGCGAGCACGCCCCCUUGUGGGGAGCCACGCCAGCUUGGAACGAAGGCUGGAGCGAAGGUGAAAUUCGCAAAGAGUCUUGCCGGCGGCUCUGCUGGAGCUCUUCGAUUUUGGCAGCUGGUCAUGUAUCUUAUACGAUGGCUCAUCGAUCCAAAGGUCUUGAUCUCUUCAUCUCCAACCCAGCCAAUUAUGCUCUCCUGUUUUCCGGAGAAUCCGUUGCCAGAUCCCCAUUUUCCUUUCUUUCAUGCUCCUCAAAGGAUACGAUUUGGGCGUUGCACGACCGAUGUUUCUUGCUGUGGCAUGCAUGCAUUCACACGCGUCUUGAUACGCGCGCGACGGACUCUGAAAAGGCUAACUUUGGCGUUAAGGCGUGGUUGGAGGCUGAUGCUCUUGAGCUGGCUUUGAAUAAGCAUACGUGCACGAUCGAACGAGCCUUUAUCUUCCAAGCUCGAGAAUACAUUUUCAACAUAAGGAUGUGUAUAUCUUACGAAUUCCGGCGCUUCAUCCCACUUGCUACUGCGAAUAUGAACGGUUUAUUCCAUCGGAACAAAGCAAAAGAGUGGUUAACACAUCAAGCGGCUGUUGCCCGACGCUUCAUGCUUGGACUCCGUACCAUCACUGGGAACUCAGCCAAUCUGCUCGCUCGCCGCCCAUUCUUUGUUUUCUGGUUCAUGGGACAAAUUUACCGCGCAUUAUCGUUGUGGCAAUGCGACAAUACCCUGUUAGUUGCCCUGGACGUUUGCAAGGCACUUCUCCCGGCAAUCGACUAUUUGACUGCGUUGUGGCCUUGUCCUGGUAAUAUCUUUUAUUAUCGUCGCAGAAGAUUUCACACUCAAUCAGCAUCAGAGCAACGAUGUCGCUACGAAAACCUUCGCAAAAGGUUGGACGAUGCCUGCUAUUUUGCUGGCGUCAGCCUCGCACCUCCCUCAAAUCUCACUCUCCCAGACCCAUCCUCGCCUCAGGAUCUUGUGUAA
This is a messenger RNA of Laccaria bicolor S238N-H82, 2940 nucleotides long. RefSeq lists its product as uncharacterized. Gene Ontology annotation, biological process: regulation of DNA-templated transcription. Lineage: Eukaryota; Fungi; Basidiomycota; Agaricomycetes; Agaricales; Hydnangiaceae. The coding region runs from base 1 to 2940 and encodes 979 amino acids. Gene Ontology annotation, cellular component: nucleus. The record is from RefSeq and is a predicted model, not a curated record. Gene Ontology annotation, molecular function: DNA-binding transcription factor activity, RNA polymerase II-specific; zinc ion binding. The transcript has 9 exons.